UUGCGCCCGGAGCCAAGAUGGCGCAGCGUGGUCUCCCCGCGCGCGGGGUGGGCGGAGCUUGCCGCUGGCUUUGGCGCGAAAUUCUAGCCUGUCUCUCGGAGCCUGCGCCUCGGUCGUCACGCGCCACCGCGCCGGCCCGGGGCUGAGCAGGUGAGGAGCGGGGGCGCCGUUGCAGGAAGGCUCGGGGGAGAGCCCUGGGAGCGGCUGGAGCAGGCCCGGCUUGUUGACCUCUCUCCGCGGUGGCGGUUGAAAUCAUGAACACAAGACAACAGUGCAAGCGCAUCUACUCAUGGGUUGGAAGAGCAAAGAGCUCAGACCAGCAAUUGAAGACCUCUCAAUAUAGGAGGAUCUCGAUUAAAUCAGAAAGAAGUCUAACAGAAAUGUGUAUACAACUUGGAGAAUUUGUUUUAGUAGAAGGGGAGAAUGCGGAUCAACCUUUUGUGGCAAAACUCCUGAAACUAUAUGAAGAUGGCUCUCAAGAAAAGCAUGCAGUUGUUCAGUGGUUCUCUCGUAUUACAGAGCUACCACUCAAUAAACGGAAACUGCUGCAAAGAGAGGUUUCUCCCCAGGAGAUAUUUUUGGAUAAAGCUCCUGGAUACGACACUGACAUAAAUGUGGAGACCAUCAUUAAAAACGUCAAGGUGAUACCUUUGGCCCCCAAGGAAGCGAUGCCUGUUAGGUCAAAUGGAAAACAGAUAUUCUUUGUAAAGGAAUCUUGGGAUGGGAAAUGCUUUAAGCCUCUGUCCCCUGGCUCAUUGUCUGAGCUGAAAGAAGCUGAGAAAAGUAAAAGGGUUGGCAGCCCAAGCCCUUUAACUGAUUGCCAGACUUCAGACUUAAUUCUCUCCUUGAAAGCAGAGACUGACAGAGUCACUCGGAGUACCGUGAAAACCAAGAACGUUCAGAUGGAAAUAGAAUCAAAACACUCUGCUUCCAAGUCCUCCCUGUCUAAGGAGAGACAUUCCCAAAGGGUGGCAAAUGGCAUUAACACCCCAGGAGCAAGGAAGAAGUUACAGCUAAACAGUCCUACGAAAUCUAGAAACAAACUCACAGGAUGCGAUGUUUUAGAACUCUUGGGUGAUGACUGUGAUGCUUUAGAGCCCCUGGAACCAUCAGCUACGAAGAGAAAGGUGACAUUCACUGAGAUUUUGGACUCACCUCCAAAAAUAUCUCGCACCAAUGGUGAGUCAGACUCACCACUGACUAUCAGGGGAGACUGGUCUAAGCUAGCUGAAACAGUAAGGAUAGCUCCCUACAGAAGGAGCCAAGCUUCCAACCUGAAAGCAAAGAAUCUUGAUGGGAAAGAUGAUGACACAUGGCAUUUGAACGGUAGAAAUGAAGAGGAGGAAACUGAGGAGAGAGCCAGGGAAUCCAGAAAAACAACCAAACAAGCAGCUACUUCUAAGAGCAAUUCUAAAAGCAACACAAAUUUAGCUGAAGAGCAAGAGCUGAAGACCAGGAGUCCAGUGGUGAUCCCACGUUCUCAUAGGAAAUGUGUGCAGAAGACUACUGCUCGCAUUGCAGAGCAACUCCAUUUUUUAAAUAUAUCUGAGCAGGAUCGGGAAGAUGACUACCUGCCUAGCACAGACUGCUCUGAUUCCAGUAGCAAUGAGGAAGAAGAGAGCAUGGUGCCCUGUACACCCAAAAGGAAAAUGAGAUCAAGCACCACACUAAGCACCCCAAAAUCUUUGAGGAAACCCUCUGAUAUCACCCCUGCUAAGACCCCCAGAAAAACUCCUGAGCCAAGAACCCCCAAGACACCCCGAAAUGCUACUCCCAGAAUUCCCAUUCGAAACCAAGCAACAGAGAAACCAGCCAAUGUGCUAGAAGAGGCCCGAUUAAGGCUGCACGUUUCCACCAUCCCAGGUUCCCUGCCUUGCCGAGAAGAGGAGUUCCAGGAUAUCUAUAAUUUUGUAGAAAGCAAACUUAUUGAUGGAACAGGAGGGUGUAUGUACAUUUCUGGGGUUCCUGGAACAGGCAAAACAGCAACUGUUCACGAAGUAAUUCGUUGUCUCCAACAAGCAGCAGAAAAUGAUGGGGUACCAUCCUUCCAGUUCAUAGAAAUCAAUGGCAUGAAGCUGACUGACCCUCACCAGGCCUAUGUGCAAAUAUUACAGCUACUGACAGGUCAGAAGGUGACAGCAACCCAUGCUGCAGAGCUGUUGGCAAAGCUAUUCAGCACACCAGGGCCAAAGAGGAAGACCACAGUGCUGAUAGUGGAUGAGCUUGACCUCCUGUGGACCCGAAAGCAGGAUGUGAUGUACAAUCUAUUUGAUUGGCCAACCCAAAAGCAAGCCAAGCUGAUCAUCCUGGCCAUCGCUAACACCAUGGAUUUGCCGGAGAGGAUCAUGAUGAACAGAGUAGCUAGUAGGCUGGGUCUCACCAGAAUGUCCUUCCAGCCCUACACCUACAAACAGUUACAGCAGAUUAUUUCAUCCAGGCUCAACCACAUAAAAGCAUUUGAAGAGGAUGCAAUCCAGCUAGUUUCCAGAAAGGUGGCAGCAUUAUCUGGUGAUGCAAGGCGUUGUCUUGAUAUUUGUAGAAGGUCCACUGAGAUCUGCGAGUUCUCGAGCCAGAAAAGUGCCUCUGGACUGGUCAGCAUGGCCCAUGUAAUGAAAGCCAUAGAUGAAAUGUUUUCAUCCCCUUAUAUAAAUUCAAUCAGGAAUGCUUCAUUGCAUGAGCAAAUGUUCCUGAAAGCAAUUAUAGCAGAGUUUCGCAGGUCAGGGCUUGAGGAAGCAACAGUUCAACAGAUCUAUCAUCAGCAUGUAGCACUGUGUAGGAUUGAAGGUCUGCAAAUUCCUACGGUAUCAGAAAUUAUGGCAAUUUGCUCAAGACUUGGUGCCUGCCGUUUCUUGCUGGUAGAGUCCAAUAAUAAAUACCUUCAUGUGCGGGUGCGCCUGAAUAUCAGCCAAGAUGAUGUCAUGUAUGCACUCAAGCAGGACUAAGGCAACAGAGGUUUUGUGUAUAUAUGUAGGUGUAAAUAUUUUAAAUAUUGUUAAACUUUUAAAAAGACUGGUUUUAAAAAGAUGUGUGGAUAAAAAUUGAACAUACCAGAAACUGUUCUGUUCUGUUUUUCUAAACCCUUUGCUUAAAUUUUUAAUCUAUUAAAGCACUUUUUUUUUAUAAUAAAGAAUUCCUUA
This is a messenger RNA of Trachemys scripta elegans, 3137 nucleotides long. RefSeq names its product origin recognition complex subunit 1 (gene ORC1). The transcript is spliced from 18 exons. The record is from RefSeq and is a predicted model, not a curated record. Gene Ontology annotation, biological process: mitotic DNA replication checkpoint signaling; DNA replication initiation. Gene Ontology annotation, molecular function: chromatin binding; ATP hydrolysis activity; DNA replication origin binding. Lineage: Eukaryota; Metazoa; Chordata; Testudines; Emydidae. The coding region runs from base 255 to 2942 and encodes 895 amino acids. Gene Ontology annotation, cellular component: nuclear origin of replication recognition complex.